AUGGAUGCGUGGCAGAGCCUGUCGGAACGGUGGAACUACUGUUCCGACACCCUAAACUCUGGCAUGGAAGGGUUUCGAGAGGCCAAAGCUGUCCCGCCCCCAUCGGAGCCGCUCCCUGAGAGAACCUUCAUCAUCGACAAUGGGGGGUAUACUAUAAAGGCAGGAUACAGCUCGCCCUCCAGCUCUGAUCCCCUAGAGUCAUGCCUGGUCGUCCCAAAUGCACUUGCAAAAACUCGAGAUAACCAGAUAUACACUGGUCUAGAGCUUGAAACCCAUAUAUCAGACUGGAAUGAGGUCAGCUUUCGCCGGCCCGUUGAAAAGGGUUACCUGGUCAAUUGGGAAGCGCAACGAGAGAUAUGGGAGCAUACUUUUUUUGACGAGAAGACGGCCCGUAGGCCAGAAGUACAAUGCUCUGAUUUUCUUGGGACAACCGUGAUUCUAACCGAGGCUCCCAAUGCAUUGAGCAGUUUGCAGAAGAAUAUGGAUGAGAUGAUAAUGGAGGAAUGGGGCUUUGGCGGAUAUGUACGAUAUCUCGCUCCCUGUCUCAAUGCAUGGAAUGAGGUCUGUUCUCUAUUCGGCGAUCCCCCUAGCCAGGACGCGAUCCCAUCGAAUCUCCCGGCUGAAUGCAUGCUAGUUGUCGACUCGGGUUACUCCCACACGACGGUGACUCCGGUGUAUCAUGGGCGUCCGUUGCAGCGAGCAAUACGAAGGCUUGACAUCGGUGGGAAACACCUUACAAACUACUUGAAGGAACUGGUUUCGAUCCGACAGUAUAACAUGUUGGAUGAAACUCAUAUUGUGAACAGCGUUAAAGAGGCUGUUUGCUACGUUAGUCACGACUUUGACGGCGACAUGGAGAAGACAUGGAAAGGGCGUAAGGGCGGUGUCUCGGACAUAGUCGUUGACUACGUCUUGCCCGACCCCAAUGCACACAAGAAGGGUUUUAUGAGGCCUCACGACAGUCUAUUGGCUGCUGAAAAGAGGAAGGGACUCAUGACUGGGGUUAACCCCUCUGCAGCGGAAGACGUCCUUGUUCUGGGGAACGAGCGGUUCACUGUGCCAGAGAUCCUAUUCAAUCCCCAGGAUAUCGGGCUACAGCAACCAGGAAUAGCCGAUAUUAUAAUGCAAUGCCUGUCCGUUAUUCCCACAGGCCUUCAUCCUUCGCUUCUAGCAAAUAUCUUUGUCGUCGGGGGCAAUGCAUUGAUUCCAGGGUUUAUAGAAAGACUGGAAACUGAUAUCCGGCAUCUGGCACCUACAGAGUGUGUCGUUCGUGUGAGGGCUGGCCCGGACCCCAUUCGUUCGACCUGGCUAGGGGCUUCCCGACUAGCAGCCAAUCAGCAGACCAUGAAGGAGAUUGCGAUAACUCGGCAGCAGUACCAGGAAUACGGUUCAGCCUGGGCCUGGAAAAAGUUCUCUGGUUGA
This is a messenger RNA of Microsporum canis CBS 113480, 1422 nucleotides long. RefSeq names its product actin family protein. The record is from RefSeq and is a predicted model, not a curated record. Gene Ontology annotation, molecular function: nucleosome binding. NCBI's taxonomy places the organism in Eukaryota, Fungi, Ascomycota, Eurotiomycetes, Onygenales, Arthrodermataceae. Bases 1 to 1422 code for a protein of 473 amino acids. Gene Ontology annotation, cellular component: Swr1 complex. The transcript has 5 exons.